AGCAUGGAGGCACCCUGGGGGAACAUCGACGCCGAGCGAGGCUGGUAUAUCUCUGCCCAGCAGCCUGAAGAGGAGGAGGCGGAAGAGUCGAGCCCGUUGCUAAGCAACGAACGUCACAGACAGGGCUCCUCAUUUGGCUUCUCAGUGUUUAAUUUGAUGAAUGCUAUCAUGGGAAGUGGUAUCCUUGGCUUAGCUUUUGUUAUGGCUAAUACAGGUAUCCUUGGAUUUAGUUUCUUGCUGCUGAUUGUUGCUCUCCUGGCUUCUUAUUCAGUUCAUCUCCUGCUAAGUAUGUGUAUUCAGACAGCUGUGACAUCUUAUGAAUAUCUUGGACUCUUUGCAUUUAGAUUACCUGGAAAGGUGGUGGUGGCAGGCACCAUAAUAAUUCAAAAUAUUGGAGCCAUGUCAUCUUACCUUCUAAUUAUUAAAACAGAGCUUCCUGCUGCUAUCUCAGAAUUUUUAAAUGGAGACUACAGUGGGUCUUGGUAUCUUGAUGGACGAACACUACUAAUAAUUAUUUGCGUUGCCAUAGUGUUCCCUCUUGCACUUCUUCCCCAAAUAGGCUUUCUUGGCUACACAAGUAGUUUAUCAUUUUUCUUUAUGGUGUUCUUUGCUCUUGUGGUGAUAAUUAAAAAAGCAUCCAUUCCUUGUCCUCUGAAAUUAAAUUACAAAGAGGAAUAUUUCCAGAUUUCAAAUACUACAGAUGAUUGUAAACCAAAGCUCUUUCAUUUCUCCAAAGAGAGUGCUUAUGCCAUACCAACUAUGGCCUUUUCAUUUCUGUGCCAUACCUCAAUAUUGCCCAUAUACUGUGAACUUCAAAGCCCUUCAAAGAAAAGAAUGCAAAAUGUAACCAAUACAGCAAUUGCUUUAAGUUUUCUAAUUUAUUUUGUGUCUGCGCUGUUUGGGUACCUCACUUUUUAUGACAAAGUGGAGUCAGAAUUACUACAAGGUUAUAGUAAAUACUUGCCACAUGAUGUUGUUGUCAUGACUGUGAAGUUAUGCAUACUAUUCGCUGUGCUUUUGACAGUCCCUCUAAUUCACUUCCCUGCAAGAAAAGCUUUAAUGAUGAUGUUUUUCUCCAAUUUUCCUUUCUCAUGGAUUCGCCAUUUUUUGGUCACUUUGGUACUAAAUAUUAUCAUUGUUUUACUUGCAAUAUACGUUCCUGACAUUAGAAAUGUAUUUGGUGUAGUUGGUGCCAGUACAUCAACAUGUUUGAUUUUUAUAUUCCCUGGACUAUUUUAUCUUAAACUUAGCAGAGAAGAUUUUCUUUCAUGGAAAAAGCUUGGGGCCUGUGUUUUGGUCAUCUUUGGAAUUAUGGUCGGGAGUUUUAGUUUAGCACUCAUCAUUUUUAAUUGGAUUAACAACUGAAAAAUAUUUUCCUACUUUACCUUAACAUGAAAAAUAGA
This is a messenger RNA of Elephantulus edwardii (Cape elephant shrew), 1403 nucleotides long. It is a transcript of the gene SLC38A6, whose product is annotated as solute carrier family 38, member 6. Gene Ontology annotation, molecular function: L-glutamine transmembrane transporter activity. Gene Ontology annotation, biological process: amino acid transmembrane transport; L-glutamine transport. Bases 4 to 1365 code for a protein of 453 amino acids. Lineage: Eukaryota; Metazoa; Chordata; Mammalia; Macroscelidea; Macroscelididae. The transcript is spliced from 16 exons. The record is from RefSeq and is a predicted model, not a curated record.